UUUCUCUAUUUGACCUCUUAGGACUUGGCUGCUAUGCCAGAUCUCUGUGUCUCACCUGACUAUUGUUUUGCCGCUUCUUAUCUUGUGGAACUAUAGAAGCAAAGUAGCAGAGCAUUUGGACAGUCAAUGUUUCACUGUUUUAAGACGUGCCUGUCACAGACCUCAGCCAGCAGAGCUUGACUGGAAGAACAAAAGGGAACUAGCAGAAAGCUGGUCCCAGUCUUCCUUACAGCUGCUGCACUCAGAGAAAGAAAAGAAUCUGAACAGGGAGGGCUAGAGAGAAAAGAAGGGAAAGUGUCCCUGAAGAAAGUUCCUAAAAUGGAAGAAGCGGGAAAUAAUGGGACAUUGGAUCCUGUCUGUUCUGCAAAUGAACGUCCACACUCCCAAGUAAUAUUAGAAAGCCUUGAUUUGACAGGAAUAUUGCUCUUUGCUAUCCUGACUUUAAUGACACUGACUGCUGACCUGGUGUUUGUGGAGGAAGUCUUCUAUAUCUACCGCAAAAUCCCACCCUCCAAAAGAUCCAUUUUUAUUUGGAUAAAUGCAGCUGCUCCAGUGAUUGCCACUACAUCAUGUAUUGGGAUGUGGAUUCCUCGUUCAACAAUGUUUACAGAUUUUACUGCAGCAGUAUUUUUUGCUAUCGUCAUCCACAAGUUCCUGCUCAUGAUGAUUAAAGAAUGUGGGGGUCAAAAACUAUUCCUCAGGCACUUCGAGAACGACCACUUCAAGAUAAGCACAGGCCCUUGCUGCUGCUGCUGCCUUUGCCUCCCACAUAUACGCAUCAAUAGGCAAACACUAUUUUUACUGAAGCUGGGGACUUUCCAGUUUGCAUUCCUCCGCCCCGUGCUAAUGUUUCUAUCAAUAGUACUUUGGACCAAUGGAAACUACAGUCCCUCUGAUUUAUCUCCCAACGGAGCUGCCAUAUGGAUUAACUGCUUCAUAGGUGUCCUUACUAUCAUUGCCCUGUGGCCAAUCGGAAUCAUGUUUCAACGAGUCCGCACUCUCCUUAACUGCAAGAAGAUUAUCCCUAAAUUUGCACUUUAUCAGUUUGCCCUCAUUUUGAGUCAGCUCCAGGCAACCAUCAUCAACAUAUUGGCUAUGCAAGGGGUAAUUGCUUGUGUGCCUCCACUUUCUUCUUCAGCAAGAGGAGCAUAUAUGGACCAACAGCUGCUCAUUAUGGAAAUGUUUCUCAUAACUCUGAUCUCACGAGUCGUCUACAGGAAAAGAAACGAUGACCUGGAGCUUCCAGUGGUUUCAGACCAGGAAACUAAGGGAAACAAACAGGACAGCAGGAUCAGUGUGGAGGGCAACAUUUUUUAAAAACAGAAACUGAUACAAAAAUGUGGUGGACUGAAUUUAAGACUGUGAAAACGAGAAACAGAGAAAGUGAGACUGGCAGAUCCAUCCAUCCUUAUUCUGUUCUAUCAUCUUCAAGUCUGAAGAAUGAUCAGCUAUACACCUCCUUUUAAAAUCACAGUCUUGGCUGCUCCAUAAUAGCACUGGAGGAAUAGAAGUAUUGAGUAUUGAGUUUUUCUGCAGCUGGAUCCUAAGUAUGGAUACUCAGAAAUAGGUCCCAUUAAGUUCAGUGGCACUUACUCCCAAGUAAGUGUGUGUAAGAUUACAACCUUGAUCCCCUCCCUUCGCUUUUUGGCUGAAAUCACUUAGAUGAAUAUUUGAUCUCUUCCACAUAACCCUAUCACAUUCAGCUAGCAAAGGGAGUGAGCUAAUUGUUAAAUUCAGUUCAACAAGUUCCUCAUUAAGAACAAAUUACCCGAGUUUGAAAUCUGCUAAUUUUCCAAUCAGGGUGAGUGUUUGCACUUGUGAUUUGGAAAUAAUUACCACAAUGUAUAACAUCUGAACCUAUGUGGAGGCUAAUGAGAGAGGGAUUCAUUUCUUUGGGAUUAGAAAAAGAGCUGAAGUGAUUUAGGUUGCUGUAUAGCUUCUUUCAUGAAAUACACAUGUGAGCCUCUCGUAUGCUCGAGAACUUU
Messenger RNA from Lacerta agilis (Sand lizard), 1985 nucleotides. RefSeq names its product organic solute transporter subunit alpha-like. The transcript is spliced from 9 exons. Gene Ontology annotation, cellular component: plasma membrane; endoplasmic reticulum membrane. The coding region runs from base 319 to 1317 and encodes 332 amino acids. NCBI's taxonomy places the organism in Eukaryota, Metazoa, Chordata, Lepidosauria, Squamata, Lacertidae. Gene Ontology annotation, biological process: bile acid and bile salt transport. Gene Ontology annotation, molecular function: transporter activity. The record is from RefSeq and is a predicted model, not a curated record.